AUGUUGAACCGUCAUCUUUCCCUUGCUCUAGUGAGCCUAGCCCUGCGGAUCUCUCCCGCUUCGGCAGAGGAUCAGACAGCCCAAGUCUGGGCAGUCUUCGCCUACACUCUCCUGGGAGACAGCAUUCCAAAGGUGAUCUCCCGUGCGAAUUCCUUGACCCCGUACGGCGCAAACCAAUUGCAUGCUGCUGGGUCCGCCUUCCGAGACCGAUAUGUUGCCUUGCAUGCCGACAGCAGCAUGCCCAGUACUCGAAUUGAGAGUCUGUCUCCCUAUCUACUAGAGAACGACGACCUUCAGAUAGCUUCCACAUCAGACGCAGCCAUUAUCGCUUCGGCUCAGGCAUUUAUGCAAGGUCUCUAUCCGCCGCUGGAUCAAUCGUUCAAUGAUACUGUCCUUAAUCUCAACUUUAAAUUGGCGAAUGGCUCGACGGCUUCGUCUCCGCUGGGUGGUUAUCAGUACCCUCAGAUCAUGACCUUUGGUCUCGAAGACCCCCAAUCUAUCGCUAUAGCUGGUCAAGCGCUCUGCCCCGCGCAUGCUUUCUCAAUCGUUGAAUACAUCGGUAGCAAGGAAUUCUGGCAGACCUAUGAGGAGUCAGCAGCGUUCUAUAACCGCCUCUAUACUCUAGCUUUGUCCGGAGAAUUUGACGUUGCCUCUGCCAAUUACGGCAACGCGACCAUUAUCUCCCAUUACCUCGAUUACCAAGCGAUUCAUAAUGAGUCCUUACUACAGAACCUAAGUCCAGACGACGUGAAGCUCGCGCGGUGGUAUGCAGGCAAGUAUGUUUUCGCAACCAACGGAAACGCAUCCGCUUCCGACAACGGCAUGAGCAGCGAUGUCAGCACGAUUGCAGGCCAGGGCUUGAUAUCCAGUAUUCUGGACUCAUUCCAGAUAAACGUACAAACUCAGGGUGUAAAUGGCAAAAUGACCCUUUUAUUCGGAAGCUAUGAGCCCGCAGUUGCCCUCACAUCUCUCCUGAAACUUGCGAAUAAGCAAAAUCCUAACUUUUAUUCUCUCCCCAAUGAGGGUGCAUCGAUUAUUUUGGAGCUAUUCAGCCUGGAGAGUGAAACUUACCCAACAUACCCCGACCCCUCCCAGCUUUACGUUCGAUUUCUCCUCCGCAAUGGGACUGGUGCUGGUUUUCGGACAUAUUCGCCCUUUGGGUAUAGUCCCAGCAAGACUGCAAUCCCCUACGCUGAAUUCCAAGCUGAGAUGCAAAACCUCUCGCUCACAUCCGCUCAAGCCUGGUGCCUCAAAUGCAAUUCAUCCGCCAUGUUUUGCUCUGGUGUCCUCGAUACAGAUCAGAACAAGGGAUACAAGGGAAGCAGUGGGAUCAGCCCUGCGGUUGGGGGCGUCAUUGGCGCAGUGGUUACCAUCGUCGUGCUCUCCCUCAUCGGAAUCAUCGGCUUCUUGGUCUACAGUUGGCGCACAAACGCGCUGCGUAGGUCUAGUCUUGGGGGAUUCAAAGGAGAUCGGAAGAUGGCAAGCGACGAAGACGUGAGUUUCAAGAACCCGAGGUGGGGGGACGAUGUCAAACAAGCAGAUACUUCAGAUCCUCCUAACGCUGGGUUUGGGAUCAACGCAAGAGGGCAUGAACGACAUGGAAGCUGGGAAAUGACCGGUCAGAAAGGAAGUCAGAAUAAUACACAACCCGAAGAGCAGGAUAUUGGAUCACCUUUUGCAGAUGAAAUCGAAGAGGAAUGGCGACUCCAUAGCACAAUGCAGCCAGUUGCAGCCAGAGAACAUCCCUCCUCCAAUCCACGGCAUCCUCCUCCGUUGACUGUCAAUACUCAAUUUGACCCUGGCUUUGUUAGAUUCGUCAAAAACCAUACAUCCCCCAAACAUCAGCGCGUCACUGCCGGUGGUCGGAUUGUACCAAUGGAUCCAUCCGACUCUCCUCCCAAAUGGACUUUGCCUCUCAGUCAGGAUAGCGGAAAUACCUCCAAGGGUACCGCAGCAAACCCGGUAUCGAAGCCCGAAUAUCAAUACCUUGCCCAAAGUCCAACGCUACGGCAAGAAAUUAACAACGACUCCAGAAACAGGCCCAGAAUAGCGUCGCUACCGGCUGAAAUGUUCCCAAAUCCUGGGAGUAUGUCAGUUUUUGACGGUGGCUUUGAUCAACCUUUUUCAGUAGCUGCAGGUGAAUCCAACCUUUACCCAAUCUUAAACAGCUCUACGAGCUUCCUAAACGCCAGCGCUCCAUCAUGGGUUAGUAGCCAGACACAUCCCCAAACUGACCAGCAAUCUAUGGAUCAUCAAUUCCCAGUACUUGCUGACUACAUGGCGUACGGGCUUGGUGAUACGCAAGUUGCAAAUUCCUUUCAAGGAGUACCCACGCAAGCUCCUACCGUACCACCAAUGCCACCUGUAUUUCAGCCCCAACCAAACCCCACAACGUUACCGGGCCUCCCGAACUGCAAUAGUGUAAGUGGGACUCCUCAGGUAUUUGGGCCGUACCCACCAAACAUUGGACCCCAGUGGCCGCAGGCUGCCGGCGCUCAAAUGCCUUCAUUCAAUCAACAGUUCCUCCCUCCUCAUUUCCAGGACGCAAUCUAUCAGAAGUCAUCGGAUGAUGCCCAAAGACAGCAUGAACUGCUUUCUGCACAACUGUCGCACAUUGACAGAUUCACUGCGUUACAUAGUUGGAACAUAGAUCCAGAAAGAAAGAAGGCGCUUGUUGAGGUGCGAAAGAGCUUGGUACGCGAACUAGACACGGUGAGACUAUACAAAGAACACUUGCAGAUGCUCUUCGGGAAAUCCCAGAUGAACGCAGCUGAAAUGCAGAAAGGGUCCACCUCUCUUCCAGUCCCACCUGCAAUCUGCGUAACUAACAGCUCCAUUAAUGGCCAAUUUCUCCAGGGACCCAGUUUUGCAUGUCCAGGGUCAACCCCUGAGGGUCUAGCAUAUUCGAUGCCUGCAACCACUGUUCAACAACCUUUCCCUAUAAGUGAACCAGGUUUUACAAAUGUUCCCUGGCAGACUGCGGACAACCCAAGUUCUCCCUGGGCUGGAAACCUGCCACCAGUUCCAUACAAUACAUUCCAGGAGCCGAGCCUUCCAAUAGGCCAGAAGACAAUUGAUGGGGUGCUGGGAUCCCGUGCAAUUACCCCCUCGAAAGGGCGCAAAACCGAAAACUGCGACAGAGCGGUGGGUAGCAAUCGAACCUCACCUUCCCAGCUCUCCCCAGAUUUUCACAGUCUGUAUCGUAAAAUCGAGGAAAAUGAGAGACAAGGAAAGCCAAUCGAGGGGCUUCUUAAUGCACUUUCAGGAGCUUCCAAAAGCCUUGCAAGGAGGUUAAACGAAGAACGCAAAAUGUCACUUCGAUCACCAUCGAAGCCAUCAGCGAAGGUUAGCGGCGCGACAAUAGAAGUAUGCCAGCAGGCCGAGGAUGAACCCAAGACUACUGUAAAAUAUAUCCAACCAGUUCGACAUUCUAGAAGAGUUUGGCGAUCGGAUGACUACCCCGAGAACUCUCAACGAUAUCGUCAAAAGGGUCUUCUUCGUUCAAGCCUAGAAGACAGUAGCAUGUGUUCGUCAUCUUUUCGAUCGAAGGCAGAUUCCUGGACCACGACUCAUGAGGAAGAGAAAUGGUGGCUCGACCGCGAGUUGAAGAACUGCAGAGAUCCGCAAGAAAAAACCCGGGAAAGCUCGACUAGGAAUCCCUCGCAGUAUCUCACCGUGCCAACCGAAUUGUGCAUGUCUAGCGUGAUUGACGGUAUCCAAAGCAUGACUCUCCCCAGUGCUCCGGUCGAGUCUAGUUCGGCCACCAGCACCUUCCCAGCUGACUCUAUUCGACAAUCGAUAUGGCAAAGCAGCAGCAAAUCCCCCUUUUCUCCGCUUCUAGGGCAAUACUUCAACAAGAACCGGAGCCCGAUUCUCCAGAAAACGGCGGCGCCAGCAGUUUCUCAAAACGUUAACGCGCAUGCGUUCCUCCCUCCCUUUGAUGGCGCCGGAGCGACCAUUGAUGGCUUUGAAAUUGUCUAGCCAGGAUUCCACGUGGCCGAGCAUACCUAGUGCCUGGCAGGAGUAAGCUGGAUGAUGGAUGGUUGAGUUUAUUUGCAUAAUUAUGUUCCCAAUCAUGUAGUUGGAGGGAGGUUUACAAUGGCUGACAGUUGUUUGUGUAGCUGAUAUUGGUUUCAUGGUUACGUUACUUACUUCUCCUCGGAGUGGAAGAAGUUGUUGGUUUGAGGUGACAUGAAUGGAAUCACUCCUGGGCAGGAUUUAUUUAUGUAUUUAUUGAAUUAUUAUUGAAUUAAUUUUAUUGUAUUGUAUUUUAUUUUUCAUUCCUCGGGGUUGGAGUUGAAGAGGCGAUGAGGGUCUCGACCGGCCAUCCAGGGAUAUAAAAAUUCUUGACUGAGAUUGAAUGGAUGCCCCUGUUAAUGAUUUCUAGCCAUUUACUGUUGGUGAUGUAUGAAGUGCUGGUGAUAGGUACGGAUGAUUAAAGAAAUCCAUGUCAAAUAUAAUUAUUUAUUUG
Molecule: messenger RNA, 4471 nt
Organism: Aspergillus ochraceoroseus IBT 24754
Lineage: Eukaryota; Fungi; Ascomycota; Eurotiomycetes; Eurotiales; Aspergillaceae
Exons: 4
Coding region: 1-3981 (1326 amino acids)
Biological process (GO): dephosphorylation
Molecular function (GO): phosphatase activity
Source: RefSeq, a predicted model, not a curated record